AACAAUGACUUCGCCCCCGAAGGCUGCGGAGCGGAGCUGAGCACCGCGCAAAAGCAAUCGCGGCUGUAUUAAGAGGAGGGAGUUGUUGGGAAUGGCAGCAGCUGCUGCUGUUUUUUGAGCUGGAGAGCAUCUGCAGCUUUAUUGUUUGCAAAAAAAGGGACCAAAAGGCGCACUCAUGUGGAUUCCUACAGAGCACGAAAAAUACGGAGUCGUAAUUGCGAGUUUUCGAGGAACACUCCCUCAUGGUUUAUCACUGGAGAUUGGAGACACUGUUCAAAUACUAGAAAAAUGUGAUGACUGGUACAGAGGAUUUGCCUUAAAAAAUCCAAAGCUCAAGGGUAUCUUCCCAUCUAGCUUUGUUCACUUGAAAAAUGCAUGUGUUAAGAACAAAGGGCAGUUUGAAAUUAUUAUUCCAGCAGAAGAUUCUGUUAUUACAGAGAUGACUUCUACUUUAAGAGACUGGGGAACAAUGUGGAAACAGCUUUAUGUGAGAAAUGAAGGUGAUUUAUUUCACCGACUGUGGCACAUAAUGAAUGAAAUCCUAGAUCUGCGACGGCAGGUGCUGGUGGGCCAUCUGACCCAUGAUCGGAUGAAGGAUGUAAAAAGGCACAUUACUGCUCGCUUGGACUGGGGCAAUGAACAGCUAGGAUUAGAUUUGGUUCCAAGAAAGGAAUAUGCAAUGGUGGAUCCAGAGGAAAUCAGUAUUACAGAGUUGUACCGAUUGAUGGAGCAUCGUCAUCGCAAAAAAGACACACCUAUCCCAGCAAGCAGCCACCAUCUCUUUCUGCAGAUGAAGAGUUUGAUGUGUUCCAAUCUAGAAGAAGAACUAGAAGUUAUCUUCUCACUUUUUGAUAGUAAAGAGAAUCGACCAAUCAGUGAGAGAUUUUUUUUAAAACUAAAUCGGAGUGGUUUGCCCAAAUGUCCAGAGAAGCCAGAAAGAUAUUGCUCUCUUUUUGUGGAUUUGGGAAGCAGUGAACUUAGGAAGGACAUCUACAUUACUGUGCACAUUAUACGCAUUGGCCGAAUGGGAGCAGGUGAAAAGAAAAAUGCUUGCAAUAUACAAUAUCGGCGACCUUUUGGUUGUGCAGUCCUCAGUAUAGCAGAUCUACUGGCUGGUGAUACAAAAGAUGACAUUAUUUUAAAAGUAUAUAUGUGUAACACAGAGAGUGACUGGUUUCAAAUUCAUGAAAGCAUCAUAAAAAAACUAAAUGCACGCUAUAACCUGACAGGAUCCAAUGCUGGCCUAGCUGUCUCUCUGCAGCUACUCCAUGGAGACAUUGAACAAAUCAGAAGAGACUACACAGCCAUGUUUACCCAUGGAGUAUCAAUAGCAAGGAAGUUGGGCUUUUCCAAUAUUAUUAUGCCAGGUGAAAUGAGAAAUGAUCUAUAUAUCAUAAUAGAAAGAGGAGAAUUUGAAAAAGGAGGAAAAAGUGUGGCCAGAAAUGUGGAAGUCACAAUGUACAUUGUGGACAGCAGUGGACAAAUUUUGAAUGAUUUUAUCUCCUUCGGCUCUGGAGAACCACCAGCCUCUGAAUUCCAUUCUUUUGUGUUGUAUCAUAACAACAGUCCCAGGUGGGCUGAGCUGCUGAAACUACCUAUUCCAGUGGAUAAAUUCAGGGGAUCACACCUUCGGUUUGAAUUCCGGCACUGUUCCACAAAAGAGAAGGGAGAGAAGAAGAUGUUUGGUUUUUCUUUCAUCCCUCUGAUGCAGGAAAAUGGAAGGACCCUGCCAGAUGGCAUUCAUGAGCUCAUUGUGCACAAGUGUGAAGAAAAUAUAAGCCUUCGGGAUUCUAGUCGCUACCUCAAAUUUCCCUUUUCAAAAGGGCAUCUCCUUGCAAACAACCACCAAGCAAUAAAAUCUACAAAGGAAUCUUUCUGGAUUACAUCUUUUCUGUGUUCAACUAAACUCACACAAAAUGGAGAUAUGCUUGACCUUCUUAAAUGGCGAGCUCACCCAGAAAAAAUUGCAGGUUGCCUCUCGAAACUGAAAGAAAUUGAUGGUUCUGAAAUAGUGAAGUUUCUUCAAGAUACACUAGACACUUUAUUUGGGAUUUUAGAUGAAAAUUCUCAAAAGUAUGGCUCUCAAGUAUUUGACUGUUUGGUUCACAUAAUUAAUUUGCUGCAGGACAACAAGUUUCAUCAUUUUAGGCCAGUUAUGGAUACCUACAUUCAAAGUCAUUUUGCAGGAGCUCUUGCUUACAGAGAUCUCAUAAAGGUAUUGAAGUGGCAUGUUGACCGAUUUACUGAAGCAGAAAGGCAAGCACACAAUCAGGAAGUAUUAAAGGCUCAAGAAUAUAUAUUUAAAUAUAUAGUUCAGUCUCGGAAACUAUUCUCUCUUGCUACUGGUGGACAAAAUGAGGAAGAAUUCUGCUGUUGUAUUCAAGAGCUUUUGAUGUCAAUACGAUUCUUCCUUUCCCAAGAAACUAAAGGAACCAAUGCUUUAUCUCAGGCCCAAGCAAUCUUUCUCAGUUCCUUCCCAGCUAUAUAUUCAGAAUUGUUAAAGCUCUUUGAUGUGAGAGAAGUAGCAAAUUUGGUGUGUGAUACUCUAGGGAGUUUGCCUAUCAUUACAAAUGCGGAUGAAUCUCUUCAAGCAGUGAAACUUCAGUGCAUUGGAAAAACAGUGGAAAGCCAAUUGUACACCAAUCCAGAGUCUCGGUAUGUUUUGCUACCAGUAGUUCUACAUCACCUUUAUAUGCACCUGCAAGAGCAAAAGGAUCUGAUCAUGUGUGCGCAUAUCCUUAGCAACAUAUUUUCCUUCGUUAAGAAAAAUAGUUCUGACAAGUCAGUAUUGGAAGAAAUAGAUGUAAUUGUGAACAGUCUACUAGAUGUAUUACUCAGAACCAUCUUGGAGGUCACAAACUGUCCACAAGCAGCAGGUUCUACCAUGCGGCUUCAGUUUCAGGAUGUUACAGGGGAGUUUGUUUCCUGUCUUUUGUCAUUAUUGCGACAAAUGACUGACAGACAUUACCAGCAACUCCUUGACAGAUUCAAGACAAGAGACAUGCUGAGAGAUUUCUUGUUACAAAUAUUUACUGUUUUUCGAAUAUUAAUACAGCCAGAAAUGUUUCCAAAAGAUUGGACAGUGAUGCGUUUAGUUGCUAACAAUGUUAUUAUUACAACAGUGCUAUAUCUUUCUGAUGCCCUUCGCAAAAACUUCUUAAAUGAAAACUUUGAUUACAAGAUUUGGGAUUCUUAUUUUUACCUUGCUGUCAUAUUUAUAAAUCAGUUGUGUCUACAGUUAGAAAUGUUCACACCUUCUAAGAAGAAAAAGGUACUAGAAAAAUAUGGUGAUAUGCGAGUGACAAUGGGAUAUGAAAUCUUCAGCAUGUGGCAAAAUUUAGGUAAGAUUAAUUAUAUGGCUUAA
Molecule: messenger RNA, 3364 nt
Organism: Thamnophis sirtalis
Lineage: Eukaryota; Metazoa; Chordata; Lepidosauria; Squamata; Natricidae
Source: RefSeq, a predicted model, not a curated record